Messenger RNA from Oryctolagus cuniculus (rabbit), 1899 nucleotides. RefSeq names its product apolipoprotein M (gene APOM). Gene Ontology annotation, cellular component: very-low-density lipoprotein particle; high-density lipoprotein particle; low-density lipoprotein particle. Gene Ontology annotation, molecular function: phospholipid binding; lipid carrier activity. Gene Ontology annotation, biological process: high-density lipoprotein particle assembly; cholesterol efflux; high-density lipoprotein particle remodeling. The record is from RefSeq and is a predicted model, not a curated record. NCBI's taxonomy places the organism in Eukaryota, Metazoa, Chordata, Mammalia, Lagomorpha, Leporidae.
UGGUGGAAGUGACAAACACGGGCCCAGUUCGACUUUACUGCUCCAAUAAAUUGUUACAUCUUAGCUUUUUCUUGAGAAAUCUCAAAGCAUUACCCCCAAAAUAGACUAGUAAAAUGAACUUUCAUAUACCCUUCGCUCGGAUUUAGCUUUGAUUUUUUUUAAACCGUGAUCUGUUUACACAGUAAAUCACAAGUCCAUAGCAAGCCUCAAGUCCCAGAGUAAAUCUUUGUCGUAGUCCGCGGGUAGUAAGUAAUUUGGCAAUGGAGCCCUGGUCAUUCAGCAGCAGUUCCUCCCUCAGCACAACCCAGUGACCACAGCGUCACCAUUCUUCCCUUAGUGCCUAUGGUUUCAGAGAUUACCCACCAGAAACUAGUAAGUAGUCUGCAGAUACUACUGUUAUACUGAAUAUUUAACUUGGGACUUAACCAUUUUCUGGUCUUUGCUAAAGACUUCAUAUGCAUUAUUUCAAUCCUGUGAGAUUGAUGAUUAAAUAAAAUUAUCCCAAAUAGAAGAGAGGUCUAAGAAUUGGGUUUAGAAUUCACUCUGCCAGCCACAAAAGGUCUAUCCUCUUUAAUCACUAAAUUGUGUAGCCCCCUUGUAAUAAACAUUGAGUGAAUGAACUUGUGUGUCCUGAAACUUUUCCUUCCAAGGUGUAUACAUCCUGUGUCCACAGUUAAAACUUCAGGGAGAAAUCCACCAUGCCCGCGGAACUGGUCCAUACCUGUUGGCACUUAUCAGGUUGCACUGCAGUGAUCUGUUUACACAGCUAGUUCUUCCUAUACUGACUUCAAGGCCAGGGACUGUGUCUCAUUUUUGUAUCCCCACAGAUUAGCUAGUUCCUGGCAAACAGCUGGGGCUCAGAAAACAGCUAAGUGAAUGAAUGAAAAUCCCAGUCAAGCCUCUUUUCCAUGCUGCACAACACAGCCAAUAUCCAGCUGAGGCAUGGGUUAAAAAACUGUGGGCUUCUAUGUGUGGGACUGGGCUCUUCCCAUAACUCGUGAGACACCCUGGACAUACCAGGUUGUAUCGUGGACUGGUUGUAUGAAGAAGAGGGGGAGGAAGGCCCAAACACUAGGUAAUCCAGGCUUGGGCUGGAAAACAAGGUUGAAGUUACUCAUUAGCAGGUGAAGGGGUCAAGGGUCGAGGCAAGGGGGCUGAAAGCAGAGUGGCCUGAGCCACCAGCAGUGGAGAGAGCAGUUAAGGCACUGGUCGCAAAGCCGCAGCUCCCUCCUGCCUCAAGAUGUUCCAAUGGAUUUGGGCAGCCGUGCUCUACCUCUAUGGCAUUCUGAACUCCCUCUAUCAGUGCCCGGAGCACAGUCAGCUGACAACUCUGGGAGUGGAUGGGAAGGAGUUUCCAGAGCCGCACCUGGGCCAGUGGUACUUUAUUGCAGGGGCAGCUCCCACCAAGGAGGAGUUGGCGACUUUUGACCUUGUGGACAACAUUGUCUUCAACAUGGCUGCAGGCUCUGCGCCUAUGCAGCUCCAGCUUCGUGCUACCAUCCGCACAAAAAAUGGACUCUGUGUGCCCCGGAAGUGGAUCUACCAUUUGACUGAAGGGAGCACAAACCUCAGGACUGAAGGCCGCCCCGACAUGAAGACGGAGCUCUUCUCCAGCUCGUGCCCAGGGGGAAUCAUGCUCAAAGAGACGGGCCAGGGCUACCAGCGCUUUCUGUUCUACAAUCGUUCGCCACACCCUCCCGAGAAGUGCGUGGAGGAAUUCCAGUCCCUGACCUCCUGCCUGGACUCCAAAGCCUUCUUACUGACUCCCAGGAAUCAAGAGCCCUGCGAGCUGUCCAGUAACUGACAUCCAUGCCCCCAGACCAGUUUGAUGGGAGCUGAGAGAAGCUGGAGACUCCCAAGUACCUUUCAAGAAUAAUAAAGACGAAGUUUCAAUCCUCA